AAUUCAGCAAACGUCUAACUAUGCAACAUACAAAUCGUCUAAAGUUAACAAUGUGUUGCAAGCUAACAGUUCUGUUUUAUUUAAAAAAUUUAAUACAAAUAACAUUUACGGUUUACCUUUAUUGCGCAUGCGUGGUUGCGGUGGCAUUACGGGGAUACGAUGGCCGCGGACAGUGUUGUACUGCUGUCUCUGGUCGAAGAGUUUGUCUCGGGACUGCAGGACAGCAAAGCCAAAGACACAGCAACAGGUAUCAAAGAUGGGCAGUUUACAAUACUGCAGCUGGUGGAAGCACUGGGACUGAGUCUGACUAGCUCACAACCUCAAACUCGAGCCAGAGGAGUCCAGCUGCUGUCCGAGGUUUUGCAGUACUGCUAUGAAGAUCUUACAGAGAGAGAAGUGGAAGUGCUCAUUUGUUUCUACGAAAACCGUCUCAAGGACCAUUAUGUCGUCAUACCACCUCUUUUACAGGGGCUCAGAGCACUGACAAAAUGUACAGUAUUACCUCCUGGCUCCGCUGUGUCCAUGCUGAGAUCUUUGUUCCAAGACAUUCAUGUACAGUCUCUCAUGUUGGCAGAGAGAUCGUGUGUCUACAACAUGCUCAUCAACCUCAUGGAGACCAGAGAGGCCGAACUGAAAGGUCUGGGAGCAGACUUUGUGUUUGGUUUUAUUCAAUCAAUGGACGGUGAGAGGGAUCCUCGCAACCUCCUGCUGGCCUUCCAGAUCGCAAACAACAUCAUCCGCCGAGGUUACAAUCUAGGUACGUUUACAGAAGAGCUGUUCGAAGUGACGUCCUGCUAUUUCCCCAUUGACUUCACCCCUCCUCCCAAUGACCCCCAUGGCAUCACCAAAGAGGAACUAAUUGAGGCGCUGAGGGCCAUCCUCACCGGGACACCAAAGUUUGCUGAGUUUCUGUUACCUCUCAUCAUCGAGAAGCUGGACUCAGACAUUCAGAGUUCGAAGCUGGACUCGCUGCAGACGCUGACUGCUUGUGUCUCACAGUAUGAACACAAGGACUUAGCAGAAUUUCUCGAGGGACUGUGGGCGUCUCUGCGCAGAGAGGUGUUUCAGACAUCCAGUGAGAGGAUUGAGUCUGCAGGCCUCGCUGCUCUUACCGCACUCACUUCCUGUCUGUCUCGCUCAGUUCUCAAUUCUGACUCUGAAGACUCUCUCGGCAUCUUCCUGGAUCUGGUUCUCAAAGAUUGCAAGCAUCACCUGUGUGAGCCGGACCUGAAGCUUGUGUGGCCCAGCGCUAAGCUGCUACAGGCUGCCUGCAGCGCCUCCAGCAGGGCGAGCCCCAUCUUAACAGCUGCUGUCAUGCCUUUGCUUACUGAGCAGUAUAACAACACAACCCAGUGUUCUCAUAGACGGACAUUAUUGGAAGUGAUACAGCGAUUCAUCCAGUCAGUAAAAACCAGCCAGUCUGCAGAGAAUGAAGAGAAUGUGUUUCUACCCUUCCGCCAGUCUCUGUGCAGCCUGGUGUUUUCUGCUCUGUCAGAGACCAACUCUAGUCUGCAGAUCACAGCCACCUCUGUGCUCACAUUACUGGCACAACAAACAGGUUUGCUGCUGGACUCUGAUGUUGAGCUGGCUGUCGAUCACCUGAUCAGACUGUUGCUGACAGAAGAGGAUGAGAAAGUCAGUCUUGCUGUGGUGGAGUGUGCUGGAACUUUAGCAGAGCUGCACCCAGCAGCCUUUAUUACUAAACUGAUCCCCAGACUAAAGAAGGAGAUGUUCUCUGGGCCCAUCGAGCAAGACAGCAACAGAGAAGCUCCUGAGCUACAGUCCCGUCAUGCAGUGCCCCAGUGGUGUUUGUCUGCUCUGGCAGCGGUGUCCACCCAGCCCAGUGUUGUCCAGGAGAGCACAUCUGUUCUCCUGGAAUUGCUGAGUGCAGCACACACAGGUGCUGUCAGUUUGUCCGUGGAGGAAGUAGUGAUGGCGUGUCGCAGCCUCCAGAGGAUAGCAGAGCAGAUUCAGGACACUGAGGAGACAGGGCGAUGCUUCCAUGACAUCAUCAUCCCUCGUCUGCUGUCAUUGGCCCUUCAAGCAGCACUGCAGGGUGAGGGGUCAUCUGGUCGGCGUAGUCCUCUGGUAGAGGAGGCGGUCCUGUCUGCCAUGGUUUCUGUCAUCAGUACUUCCUGCUCCAGGCUGCAGCCAAUAUUGGCAGCACAGACGGCGUCGAGGACGGUGUCUCUCUUCCUGGAUGGUGAUGUCUCCUUUUUGCCCGACAACUCCUUCCCUUCACACAUCCAGCUGCUCAAGAAGCCACAGGGGGACUCAUGGAGCCAAUCUCAGAUGGUUUGUCUGCUCAUGGGUUGUGUGUGUUCGUUGCCUCGCAGCGUGGCGGUGCCCCACGUAGACCAGCUGCUGUCACAGCUGGAGGACAUGAGUUGCACCUGCAGCCACCCGCUGUCAUACACCUCUGCUGCAAAGUGCUUUGCCGGCCUGGUUAACAAGAGGCCACAGGGUGAUUCUCUCGACAGCCUAAUUCAGAGGAUGAUGAAGAGAGUGUGUAGUGAGUUGGACUCUGCGUCUUCCCCUGUACGCACACAGGCUUUCACGCUCAUGAUCUGGGUUGCCAAAGCACUGCUUCUGCGGUACCACCCCCUGUCCACAGAACUGACUGACAAGCUCUUCUCUCUGCUCGACGAUACUAAUCUGGGUCCAAUGGCAGCCGAGGGCAUCUCACUGCUGAUGAGCGAUUCUGUCGAUGUCCUAAAUCGUGGUUGCCAUGCCGAUGUACGCAUCCUAUACCGCCAGCGCUUCUUCAGCGAGAAUUCAGCUAAGUUGGUGCAGGGCUUCAGUGCAGCUUCCCAAGAGAAGAAGCCCAACUACCUGAAAGCUCUGUCCAACAUAGUCAAUAAACUGCCGAAGCAGGUUCAAGUCACUGAACUACCAGCGCUUCUGAUGCUGCUGCUGGAGGCCUUGUCAUGUCCUGAUCAGGGUGUCCAGCUGUCCACCCUGUCCUGUCUGGAGCCCGUCCUCAUGGACCCACCACCAGCCCUCAUACAGCAGCUAGAGGCUUUGGUUAGCAGAUUGCUGGCCCUCAUCUGUAGCCCAGCCAUGAAUGUAAGGACUGCCUCUCUGCGGUGCAUCCAUGCCCUCUCCCGCUUCCCCAUACAUGAGAUUUUGCCGUUCCGGGCCCGAGUGCUGCAAGCUGUGGCCUGUGCUCUGGACGACAAGAAGAGGCUGGUGAGGAGAGAGGCGGUUCAGGCACGAGGAGAGUGGUUCCUUGUGGGAAGUCCUGGGGGAAGGUGAUUUUAUCUGCCAAGUCUCCAGAGAGAAUGCAGACACGGUACAUCCAUUGAGUAGUGAGAUGGCUGCAAUGCUCGGGUGCUGCAGGUGACGAGUGGUCCGCUGCGCUGCAGUGGCGACAUUUCCCUCUCCUCAGACUUUCUGACCAUUUCAUGCUGGAAACAUUAAAAAGAUGUGGACCUUGAACCAAAUGGGCACAGUACUGGACCCAGCAGGCACUGCUAGCCUUUUAUCAUCAAAUCUGAGUGAAUGUGUAACUGAGCUGUAGCAGCUGGUGUGCUUCAUUUAUGCCACUGUGGUGCUCCAGCUGGGUGGAGUUGUUCAGACCAGGGAAAAUGUGGAUGUGCCAACUGUCCUCAUGCACAUCUACUGUGCAUCUAUCACACUUCGACUGACGUGAGUUAAAUUUUAAGAUAAAUUUUACAUAAUUAUCUAUGUUGACCUUGUUAACUGCUGAAUUACGAUUGUAAGUUACGUGACUGUGACCAACAUUUGCCUUGUAUUCUUUAAAUAUCUGAACAAAUAUUGAUACUCUAUCACAGUACAUGUCAAGUCAUCUCAUCAAGACUGGCUCACUUUGGACCUCACAUCAACUUAUGCCAAGGAAACUGACAAUAUUUAAUGUCUAACUUCAGCUGCCAUUAAAAGUUCUCUUUG
This is a messenger RNA of Monopterus albus (swamp eel), 3909 nucleotides long. It is a transcript of the gene mms19, whose product is annotated as MMS19 homolog, cytosolic iron-sulfur assembly component. The record is from RefSeq and is a predicted model, not a curated record. The transcript has 32 exons. Gene Ontology annotation, cellular component: MMXD complex; cytosolic [4Fe-4S] assembly targeting complex. NCBI's taxonomy places the organism in Eukaryota, Metazoa, Chordata, Actinopteri, Synbranchiformes, Synbranchidae. Bases 160 to 3255 code for a protein of 1031 amino acids.